UAACGAAGGUGGAGAGCCUUCAUUAGAUGUAUUGAAUUUCUUUCCAAAAGUUCCCAUCGAAACGCAACAACCCCGUUACAAAACAUUACGAACAAUACGAUAUUGCAACUAAGACUCCUCAACGAUGGAGGAUGAAGCUGAAAGGCACGAAUAGAUUAAGCAACGAUACCAUCAAGAGACGAAAAUAUGGAGCACCACAACCAUCAGCAGCAGCAGCAGCAGCAACAGCAGCAGCAACAGCAGCAAACGUUUAGCAGACCGAUCGCACCAAACCCCCCUCCUACAUCUAUAGCCAACAAUGCAUCCAAUGCACCUCACCCAGCAGUUCCAACGUUGUAUUCCACUAAUGGUAAUCCAGUUGCCCGUCAUCAACCGACACAACACCAUAUAGCUACGAACACAGCUGUCGUUGGAAAUGCAAUGAACUCUCAGGUGAUGGGGCAACUUAUGACCAAUCCGGCCCUAGCUGCUGUAGCUGCGGCUACGCCACUUCUCCCGCCGGCUGCUAUGAUAACAAACCCCGGUGCGUUCUUAACAAUGCCAGAAUACUAUUUAUCUCAACCAACAGCAGCGACUAGUACGACAGGGGCCACAACACACGAUCCACAACAGCAACAGAUGACUACGAAGACUUCUGCAGCGGCGAUCAAUUCUUCCGUUGCGGUUCGGCCACAACUAGUCACAGCGGGACAACAAACACCGGCGAUCGGAAGUCAGCAGCCACAUCAUACUCAAAAUGGAACGAUACCUCAGCAGCAGCAACAACAGCAACCACAACCGCAGCAACAGCAGCAGCAACAACUGUUCUCCAUUCCGGGUGUAACAGGCAUGCAAUACCAAACCAUAUUACCGUAUGGGGUAACGUUACCGAAUCCUGUCUUGAAUGCGAGUCCCGGAGUGAAUCCCAUGGCUCCCUCAUCAGUUCAGGUUCAUAUGGCCGCAAAUGCUGCUGCUUCGCAAGCAAUCGCAGCAGCAAACGUGAAACCGAAUCCAGUCGUUGUAGAAAGCAACGGAACGAAAUCCAUUGGUAACGGGAAGCGAAGAACAAAAGACCUAACAUCUGAGGAGCGAGCCCAGCAAAACAGAGAUCGAAACAGGGAGCAUGCUCGAUCAACUCGGCUUCGAAAGAAAGCAUAUGUAUCUAAGCUGAAAGAGUUGGUAGAUGGCCUUCAUGCUGAACGCACCGAGGAAGUUCGGCAACGGAGGGUUGCUAUCCAGCAUUUGGCUGAGACCCAAGAUGUCCGAAGAGCAGUCGUUCGCAGUUUCUUGCGAUUUCAUUCUAGCUACGAAUCUGACAAACGAAAGUGGACAACCCUAUUGGAAGACAACUUUUGGUUCAAGCAGCCGGUGACACMGUAUCGUUGCUUUCGUAGAAGCGAGAUAGAAAACGUAAGUGAAGCUACUGCUGCUAUAUCUGCUCCAAGCAUUGUGAAUUGUGUACAGUAACUACUUCAUUCUGCCUCGAUUUGAUCAAAAAGUCAUUCCUCGAUGAUAGUGAUAUUCAAUCUACCUUCUCACAUUUCUUCAUCUCUUCCUUUCUUUGAAUUGCAAAAUGGCGUGCUAUACAUCUAUUCUCGAUAAAKGAGAGUCGAAUAACCCGUGGUGUAGAAGGAGUGAUUGCAGACGCAUCGAGUAUAGCUGCAAUGAUCGAGGGAGUUGGAUCACGCAGCUCUAGGUGGGCACAUCUGAAGCGAGAAGAAUUUAUUUCCAGGGAAGAAGAAAGAACUGGGCGAAAACGCAUGCCAAGAAAUAUUGUUCAACGAAACAAUCGAUUCAGACAUGCAGUCUCGAGUAUCUCAGCAUCAAGUUCCGAUUCUUCAAACACCGGUACUAACAAUUGCUCUAGUGGCGGAGAAGAGAACAAGAAGAAUGAAAAGAAAAGUAUUAAUGAGAAGGGGUCGGGAAAUGCCACCAAGAACGUUAGCACUUCGAGUCACGAAGGGCAAUCUGCAGCUCAAAGUAGCACAAACAAUGCCUCUGGAGACUUUCACGACUACCAUGCUAAGCCUCUCCCUGAUCCGAAGCUUCCUGCAGAUCCUACUGGCCAAGGUAGUGGUUCAGACGCUUCGAAUAGUGGAGAUGAUACCAAGCGCGUCAGCACAUCGUCUAUGGACGAUUCAGCUGCAGCUAUAAAGGUACCUCCAAACAAUGGAUCGAGCAAAAGGCGCAAAGUCGAAUCAAAUAAAAUGAACAAUGCGAUCACAAUGGCAGAUGGGAAAUCAAAAUCAGAAUCAGCGGGGCUUGCAGCUGCCAAGGCAUCCAAUAGCUUUCUCCCAGCUAACAUGAUAGCCAAAAAGGGAGGCAUUGCUCAUAAUGUUCGUCCUGUCGCUAGCUCUGUGUCCAUCCAAAAGAGCGGAAACGCUCGUCUUGCAAUGGCUCCGGCAGUUCCCCUCCCUCCGUUUGCAGGUAUCGGAAAGCGUCCUGGCGGUAUAUCUCAUAGUGCUUCAUCCGCCGUGUCUAUGUCCAUUACUGAUAACAAUGCCAAUGGAAAGUUCAAGAACGACAGCAUCGUCGAUUCCACACCUUCAAGACGUCCUAAGCUUGCAAAUGUGGCUCUCGAAGCCCCAGCGGGCAUAUCUACUGGGCCACAAAUCAUAUCUGGUGAUGUCGAGACUUCCUCGAGCAAUUCAUCCGGAAGCAAGCCGCAGAUACGAGCUUAUUAUCACUUCAACGAAGACGAUAUGAUUCUUAUGAACGAUGUGAUCAUGUGUCCAUUUAUUUUCAGAACCCAAGACGCAGUUUUAUGCGGAGCACUCUCCGAAUGUGUCAUGCCUGGUAUGCUUCGGGGCGAGUUUUCAUCGAGAAACAAACUCCUAAGUUUGGAAAUGGUAUACGAUUCGAUGGGCCUUAUGCAACAGCUUGAACGAUGCAGUGGAUCCGAGUUGAUGGUUCAAAUUAUCCCCAGUAGCUUGGAGAUGGCCUUGACACCUGUUCCCUACGAAUGUAGAGUGAUCACUCUGGUAGAACCUCCCUACUUGAUCAUUAAUGUCAACGAGUCAUGGACUAAGCUGACAAAGUACACUCAGAUGGACGUUGAGGGUGCAGAGCUAUUCAGAAUACUAGACUCUUCUUCCAAUCGUAGUGGGAGUCAACCGACGAAUCCACCAUACGAUCUGGUCGAAGUGAGCGAGGGACGCUGCAAGUGCACUACAAGAUUUCAUUAUGACAAGGAUGAUAGAGAGUUUGUAGAUUUCAUAUGCUCAUAUCCUCUCACAAAGUGAGUUUGUCCAAAACAUCGUUUGCAGCUCUGUUUGCGAUCUGUGUGAUCUUACAAAACUAUUUUUCAUUCUUGUUCUUUUCCUCAAAAUUAACACCAGCUCAAACGACGAAGUAACUCACAUUCUUCAUGUUAGCAAAGAGCUUCGAUCACUGGAAGAAACGACGGAGCUACAAGAAUCGGAUAUGGGUAGCAGUGAUGCGAAUGACGACAAUUCAUAACGGCAGAUACAGCACUGUGUGUAAAAUACUUAGCCAUUCACUGGGGACAACGCUAAGUUGAGCAAAUUGUG
Molecule: messenger RNA, 3509 nt
Organism: Pseudo-nitzschia multistriata
Lineage: Eukaryota; Bacillariophyta; Bacillariophyceae; Bacillariales; Bacillariaceae
Source: the annotation of a GenBank genome assembly